Xenia sp. Carnegie-2017 is the source of this 1931-nucleotide messenger RNA. RefSeq names its product carcinoembryonic antigen-related cell adhesion molecule 5-like. The transcript has 6 exons. The record is from RefSeq and is a predicted model, not a curated record. NCBI's taxonomy places the organism in Eukaryota, Metazoa, Cnidaria, Anthozoa, Malacalcyonacea, Xeniidae. The coding region runs from base 192 to 1655 and encodes 487 amino acids.
ACAACAUAAUUGGUGAUGUUGGAGUUGUAAAUAAGACAUUAGUAAUCACUAAUGUUACAUUGAAUGAUGGUGGAAAUUACACAUGUAAAGCACAAAGUUAUAAUGAUCAACGUUUUAGAGAUGAAAAAUCUAUUGAAGUAACAGUGAAAGCUACUUAUCGACCACAACAAACCAAUAUCACCAUCAGUCCAAUGUCAGUAAAACAAGGUCAAAAUGUGACAAUAACCUGUGAAUCAGAUGGUUAUCCUGAACCAACCUACACUAUUUAUCAUAAUGGUGCAGUUAUCAGUAAUAAUAAGAUAUACAUCAUUCAAUCUGUCAACUUCAAUAACGCUGGUUCAUAUCGUUGUGAAGCGAAGAAUAUACUGGGAAAUGAUUUAUCUGAUGUUAAAAAUCUUACUAUCAUCAGAGUGAAACCAAAUGUGGUAAUUAAUUGUUCAACACCUCUGGUUGUGAAUGAAGGUGAUAAUGUAUCAUGUGUAUGUAGAGGUGAAGGAGGUAUCCCUCCUGCUAAUGUCACAUGGUUUGAUAAAGAUAACAACAUAAUUGGUGAUGUUGGAGUUGUAAAUAAGACAUUAGUAAUCACUAAUGUUACAUUGAAUGAUGGUGGAAAUUACACAUGUAAAGCACAAAGUUAUAAUGAUCCACGUUUUAGAGAUGAAAAAUCUAUUGAAGUGACAGUGAAAGCUACUUAUCCACCACAACAAACCAAUAUCACCAUCAGUCCAAUGUCAGUUAAACAAGGUCAAACUGUGACAAUAACCUGUGAAUCAGAUGGUUAUCCUGAGCCAACCUACACUAUUUAUCAUAAUGGUGCAGUUAUCAGUAAUAAUAAGACAUACAUUAUUCAAUCUGUCAACUUCAAUAACGCUGGUUCAUAUCGUUGUGAAGCAAAGAAUAAACUGGGAAAUGAUUUAUCUGAUGUUAAAAAUCUUACUAUCAUCACAGUUAAACCAGAUGUGGUAAUUAAUUGUUCAACUCCUCUGGUUGUGAAUGAAGGUGAUAAUGUGUCAUGUGUAUGUAGAGGCGAAGGAGGUAACCCUCCUGCUAAUGUCACAUGGUUUGAUAAAGAUAACAACAUAAUUGAUGAUGUUGGAGUUGUAAGUAAGACAUUAGUAAUCACUAAUGUUACAGUGAAUGAUGGUGGAAAUUACAGAUGUAAAGCACAAAGUUAUAAUGAUCCACGUUUUAGAGAUGAAAAAUCAAUUGAAGUAACAGUGAAAGCUACUUACAACGUUCUUUGUGAUGACCAAAAUGAGAGAAUAAAACAGUGCAAAACAAAAUGGUAUAUUAUUUUAAUAACUUUAACAUCUGGAAUUAUCGUUGGAAUUUUCGUCUCUAUUUUAUUUUUUUUGCGUUAUCGUCAACAUUGGUUUAAUAAAAAACGUCAACAAUUUCAAUGUCCAUCUGAAGUUAGGAAAAAUUCUGUUGAUAAUACUUAUCAAGAAUUGGAUUUAUCAAAAAUGAAUAAUAAAGAAGAUAAUUAUCAAUCAUUGAGACCAAAGGAUGACACAGUUGAUACAACUUAUGAAGAACUGGACAUAUCGAAAAGGAAUAUAGAAGAUAAUAAUUAUGAAUCUUGGCAAAAAAAUAAUGAAUCGGAGUACGAGAUAGCCGACGAAAGAAGAAAUUAUGAGAACAGUAAUUUGUUUUGAAGAAAAUCAUAAAUUUAUUCUAAACAUGUGUUUAUAAACAUUUUCCAUGUUGUAAAGUCACAAUGGUGCUUUUACGAACAUUUACAUUUUCUGAUAAGAUUUGAAUUUUGCAUGUUUUCCUCCCUUUUGAGCUGCUAGUACUUUAUGAUUUCCAGAAGGAAGCCAUUUUUUGAUAGGAAAGUACACUGGUCAUUCUGACUCAUUCAUUAGUUGUUUUUGAUAACAGUGUAUGGUAAUACUGUUUUUGAAUAAGUAUUUUCUAUUUAUCUUACUGUA